GAACGAGCGGUGCAACGAGAACUACACCACGGAUUUCAUCUACAACCUCUACUCGGAGGAGGGAAAGGGCACCUUCGACUGCCGGAAAAACGUGCUGGGGCACAUGCAGCAGGGCGGCACCCCGACGCCCUUUGACAGGAACUUUGGUACCAAAAUGGGUGCCAAGGCGGUGGCCUGGAUCACUGGGAAGAUCAAGGAGUGCUCCCGGCAUGGUCGGAUCUUCGCCAACACGGCCGACUCGGCUUGUCUGCUGGGCAUGCGCAAGCGCAGCCUCGUCUUCCAGCCCAUCGCCGAGCUCAAGGAGCAGACAGAUUUCGAACACCGCAUCCCCAAGGAGCAGUGGUGGCUGAAGCUUCGCCCCAUCCUAAAAAUCCUGGCCAAGUACAACAUCGAGCUGGACACCUCGGAGAAAGCCCACCUGGAGCACGUCACGCGCAAGAGGAUCUCGCUCGAGUCCAACAUUUAAAAUUCCAUCCCUGGCAAGGCUUCCCCCCCACCCCGGAGCGUGUCCCCGUGUCACUCCGGGGAACUCCCCCAAAACAAGCGCUCCCCGUUGUAGCUCACGCUCCUCGUUCUAGCUUGCACCCCCCCAGGGAAGCCAGGCAGCACCUUCAUUCCCCGAGGACACGCGCUGCCUCGGCAGAAGAGCGGUUUUCCUCAAGCAGAGGGUUUCUUCAGGGUAAAUUUUGGGUUGGUUUAGCUGUUUUUACGGGCUUUUUUAAAACAGAAAAGCGGUUUCCCCAAGUGUUGCGGCGGGAUAUUGCGACGAGCUGAGAGUAAGAGGUCUGGGUAGAGUCCCCAGGGCACUGUUCUAGUGUUAAAAAUUCAGAAUUAAGAUGCUUCAAUAAACUCACCACUCAGUCGUGGUGGCAAACGUGAAUCAUGCUCCAACCCUCAGCGCUCAGCCCCCCCAGGGAAGGAGAACACGGCUCCCGCAGCUCCGCACACACCCCCAGUCCCGACGGCUUCACUUCCCAGCCCAACAGGGAGGAAUAAAAUAUAUAAAAUCUGAUUUUUCCCCCCCACACACCCCGAGUUUCUCCCAUAAAGCAAUUAUCAAAGUUCACCCGCCUGACUUCAAGUGCAGGGAACAGCUCUCCUAGGACCCCUGGGUGAGGAACGCACACACAGAGGAUGAUACAGCUCGGUGCAUCAUCAAAAUCCCCCCCAAAAAACCCAAAAAUCAGGGGUGGCGCAGCGUGGAGGGGGAUCGGAGGGGGCAGGCUGUGGUCGGAAGCAAAACCCACACAAAACUCAUCAGCAUGAGGAUUUAAAACGCGUCACCACGGGCGGGGUGAUGUUACAGUUCUGAGGUGUGACAGGGACCGUACGUGGGGCCAAAAAUGAGGACAGGAAUAAAACACCAGCUCCCCCCAAACCCCACCCUGACGCAGCCUCCCUGUUCAGGGAGGACCCCAAAUGGGCGGGGCUGGGAGCAAGCUGUGCCCAACAGAGAGUGGGUGCUGCCCACGGGGGUCCUGCACAGCGCCCCGCUGCCCACCCUCCUCCUAAAAUCCACAUGUACACACACAUAAAUAAAAUCAACACCAAAACCGGUGAGUCGGCAGUGCAAAAGCAAAGCUAAGGAAGAGCUUGGGGGGUGGGGGGGGUAUGGUGUGGUAGAUGGGAGGGAAACCCUCUGCUCCGGGGCACGGAGCAGCCGCUGCUCUGAGCGGAGCAACUCGAGAGGGAGAGAAACAUUUCCUCUGCUCACACAAAUUACAGCCCCACAGUGUCUCUCUUGAGGGGCUCCCACCUUCCACCCCUCCAAGGGGUCUUAAAAAAAUUAGAUAAAAAGGGAAAAAAAUAGACUUCCACGUGGUGAAAGGAUGCCUGAUGUCUGCACCGGGAGGUGCGGACACACAAGCGCUGCCCCGUCUGUGGGGCGCUGCGGGUGUGUCGGGGUGUUGGUGCCAAGCAAAGGUGUCAGCCCGCAGUGCUACACCACUCAGGGGGUCGCUACAGGGGCUUGGGGUGGGUUUUUUUCCACCAGAAUUCCAGCCGAUGCAUCCCACAGGACUUCUUGAUUUCCUAUCACAGGUCCUUCAAAGAAAGAGCGUUUCCCUGCUCUCCCUGCACCUACAAAGCCUUCCUUUCCCCAAGGUCAGCCCCGACG
Athene cunicularia (burrowing owl) is the source of this 2116-nucleotide messenger RNA. Its product is annotated as ATP-dependent 6-phosphofructokinase, muscle type-like. Lineage: Eukaryota; Metazoa; Chordata; Aves; Strigiformes; Strigidae. Gene Ontology annotation, molecular function: ATP binding; AMP binding; monosaccharide binding. The annotation marks the transcript as partial. The transcript is spliced from 4 exons. Gene Ontology annotation, cellular component: membrane; 6-phosphofructokinase complex. The record is from RefSeq and is a predicted model, not a curated record. Gene Ontology annotation, biological process: fructose 6-phosphate metabolic process; fructose 1,6-bisphosphate metabolic process; canonical glycolysis.